AUCUCCUGCACAGAUUGUACACUCCCUAGUCCUCCCUGUCUGGGGCUGCCCACCCUGGACCAGGCCACAACCUUUCAAGGCACUGACACUCAGCUCAUUCCUCUGUUUUCACGCUCCCCUAGACCUCAAGAUGAUUGCUCUCCUACGCCCCUUCUCCCCUCUCCUUACCCCUAGUGAACUUGUAUCUUGUGACUCAUCCUCCAAGGUAACAAUGAAUCCAUGUGAAGAUAAUGGAACAAGAUGAGAGAAGAUUCCUUAGGGCCUGUGCUUGGAGACAUUGCGCACAUCUUUGCUACAACAAGAGAGGGACUUUAGUGGUGGGAACAUCAACAGGAAUGGAAGGGAAGGUGGCAGAUACAGGCUAAAUGGAAAGGAAGGUGGCAGAGAUCCUGAGAUAUUCUGCAGGUAUCAGGGCCUUAAGUAGCCUUAGAAAUCACACAGCAACCUCUCACUGCCUCUAGAGAGGCAGGUGGCAUGGCACAGUGCACGGACUGCAAAAUGGUGGCAUCCGUAUACCAUUCCCCUUUCCUACACUCAUGAUGAUGUUGCUGGGCCACAGCCUUCUGCACUGGGAAUGGAUUCAAGGGCCUUUCUUUUCUUUUUUUUUUUGCGGUACACGGGCCUCUCACUGCUGUGGCCUUUCCCAUUGCGGAGCACAGGCUCCGGACGCGCAGCCAUGGCUCACGGGCCCAGCCGCUCCGCGGCAUGUGGGAUCCUCCCGGACUGGGGCACGAACCCGCGUCCCCUGCAUUGUCAGGCGGACUCUCAACCUCUGCGCCACCAGGGAAGCCCCAAGGGCCUUUCUUAACACAGUGUUCCAGGCGGCACCUUCAAUUGACUGCAGUUGAUUACGGGGAUGAAACAAACCUAUUUGCCAUCCUCAGUGCUGUCAAAGGCUUUGAAGGCAGGUAGCUUAGAAAAUAACUGAGUCUCCAUUUCUCCCAAUGGAAAAAAGGAGAUUAAUUAAUCUUUGAUUUACAGAAUUGUUAUAAGAUUUAGAGACAACAUAUGUCAGAGCACAGCAGAUACCAUGGAGUCUGGUACAUAGGAGGUGCUCAGUGACUGUAAGUUGUCAUCCUUAUGAAGUUAAUGCUGACGGGGAGUAGUCAGGAUGCCACAGCUCUGCAUUAUAAGGAAGUUGGGGAUUGUGAAAGAAUGGUACUCUUGGCCUCCCUUUGUUGUCUUUCUUUAUCUUGUGACAUUGCAGACACAGGUAUGAAAGUUUCAGGUCUCAUCUAAAAGGGUUGAACAGUCUCAGGUCAGGAUGGCAGCCCACCGCUGGUUGGCUAGCUCUUGGCCCAGCAAGUUAAGACUCUCACACCAGGUAAGCAGUCUGUCCCUAUAGUACCCCAGGUCUGGUUAUGCUACUCACAGGCUGAAGGGCUGAAGAAAGUCCUUUAUUCCAAGCCUAGUUCAAUUUCUAUAAAAUAUAUAUAAUAAUCUGACCCUAGAGAUGGGUCUAUUGAUGGUAUAGUGAUAGAUUCUCUAAGGGUUAUUAUAUGUUUUGAAAGAAAAAUCAAACCCUUAAUGAGUAGCAUGUUUAUUUAAAGAACACCUUUCUUUGCAGAAAAUAGAAAUGUUUUAACUUCUUUAUUUUGUAUCAUUUAUUUAUUUAAUGUGCAUCUUAAAUGGCUUGGGCUAUGUCAUUAUUAGCUAUGAUAUGUAAACUCCUAAAGGCAAGAAUGAUGUUUGCUUCAUUUAUUUUUUAGAGCACCCCGAAUAAUGCCAUGAACAAUGAGGUUUUUUCAUCCAUUUACAUGCUACAGUUGCAGACUGGAAUAUAAACUGUAUCUCACACUCAUAAGGAAUACCAUUUCAUUCUUAGUUUAGACUUUUAAGAACCUGAAAUCAAAUGAAACAGUUCCAUUACAACAGCAUUGAAUAUCCUUACAUGCAGCACAAAUGGAUACUUAUUGGUUUAUUAAUUUUUAAAGUAUCAAUAUUCUUGACUUUCUAUUACAAAAGCCUGCCCCAAGUAGAAAAUGUGAAAAAUGCUGAAAGCUACUUAGAAAAAAAGUCAUUUUUAAGUACCAUGCUGGAAGAUAAUCGUGUUGAACAUCUUAAUAUUUUUUUCCUGUGUGAUUCAUUUUAAAGUGUUAUUGAUAUGAUCUAAUCCUUAACUCAUUUUAAGACAUUCAAAUGUUUCUUCUCACUGUGAUUUCCAUCCUUUCAGUUAGCGAUCCCAUGUUCUCUCCAGGAAGAAUUAUUGUUUUGUUAUCUUUCAAUCUAUUGAAAUGUGUUGUGAGUGAAAGGAAAAAGAGUUUGCCCUGAGCUGCUGGUGACUGCCUCCUGUUUCGAAGGAAAGUUGUGGUUACCGCGAAGGAAAAUCUAAUCCAUCUUGCCCCAGUGCACUUGGUCUCCCAGAGCCAGGUGAACUACCUUUGACUGUUUCCCUAGGAUUAUGUCACCCACCAAGGUAACUUUCUGUUUCAGUAGGCGAUGUUAAGAAACAGAACAACACCCUUUAAGUUAAUCACUUUUGGAAAAUAGAGAAUGGCUUUAUAUCCCAAGGCUUUGAUGUGUUUAGCGGUUCCUGUGAGGCUCUGCCUCCCUUUUGUUUUGAUUGACGAGACCUUUCCUAUAUAUUUGAGCAAUCAAGCAGCCCAGUAACAAAGGGUAGAGGCAUUUACCCGGAGCAGACUUGUACCGCUCAUCGUGACUUUCCAAAGCCUUGGGUGCAGGUUUCAGCUUUAAAGAAGAGGCAGCUCCAGUAAAAUCAGGUGAGUGCUUCUGCAUACUUGUAACUUCGUUCUACUUGAGGGUGAGUCCAGAUAGCCUUGCUAAGGUGACAGAUCAGAAGUAGGAACUGGGAGAUCAGUUUGGGAAUAAAUAACUUUGCAGCCAGUUUUAAGUCAUAAUGAACUGGGGGUGUUCUAUAAGUGUAGUGUCCACCCUCAUUUCAACAUCCAGGUAUGUUCCGUCUGGUGGGCCAAGCAUGAAAGGAGUGAUUCUGGCUCCUGAAAAAGCACAGGAAAUGACCAAGACCCAGAGAGGAUAGACAGUAGAUUGGUAGUUAACAGGGGUUAUGUUUUAAAUACCCGUGAUGCUUUCCAUCAUUUGGCUUUAAAUUCACUCACUACGAGGCGCCUAUUAGAGUGGAGGUUAGUCCAGAGGGAAUUUGUAGCAAGUAGGACACAUUCUUAUGAAUGGCCACCAAGUCAGGUGUGAGGAUUCACAUCUGCAUAUCCAAGUUUUGUGGUGGGUUGGGUUAGUAGCAAUACGUAUGGGGCAUACAAUUAUUGUUUAUUUAUCUCCGCCCUCCAUUCCCCAUCCAUGAUGUUGGAAAUAUAAUUGUGAGCAAAGCAUGUAACAUAAUUCCAAAUACCCUGAUCUGAAUAAGAAUUUGUGUCUAUCCCUGUAUUAUGUUAGGAUAUGCAUUACUUUUGGUGUUACUCAUAAUCUGUGCUCAUUUUGAAGAGACGAUUGGGACAAACUUCUUUCACCCACAAGUCAAGUCCAGCAGGUGGAAUGCUAUAAGGAAAAGCCUGAGGAUGCCCUUGGAGGGUUGGAUGUCUAGUGAGCUCAGUGGGUCCGUGGAAUCCAUAUUGGAGCCACUUGGAGGAAACGCUGGGCAUUUGUGUUGGAGUCUGUGGGCACUUACAAUUUCUUGGCUCAUUUCUCCUGAAAUGCUAAGAGCGAUGUCCCUUUGAUAGCGACCAGCACAUUGAUGGCAGUCCCAUGGAGGCAGCUGGAUCUGUUAAUAAACUCUCUUUCCUCUCCCUCUCGGGGAACAGUAUGAGGCUGGCAUACCUCUUCCUUGGCCCUGCGGCCCUCCUCCUCCUGGCUGGCUGCGGCUGUGUCCUCAGCACCUCCGGCGGGAACCUGCACACGUUUGUGGGCUGUGCGGUGAGAGAGUUUACUUUCCUGGCCAAGAAGCCCGGCUGCAAGGGCCUUCGGAUCACCACGGAUGCCUGCUGGGGCCGCUGUGAAACCUGGGAGAAGCCCAUUCUGGAACCCCCCUACAUUGAAGCCCAUCAUCGAGUCUGUACCUACAAUGAGACAAAACAGGUGACGGUCAAGCUGCCCAACUGUGCCCCGGGAGUCGACCCCUUCUACACCUACCCCGUGGCUGUCCGCUGUGACUGUGGGGCCUGCUCCACUGCCACCACGGAGUGUGAGACCAUCUGAAGCUGGCCGACCCUCAGAACACAGCUGGCGGCCUGCGGCCUCACGGACCCACCUGCACGGGCAGCACAAGCAGCUAUACCCCCUGCACUCAAGGACUGUUUAAUUUCGACCCUACUUGUGGAGGAGGUUACCUGUCUCCCUGACCCACCCUCAGGCGCAAGGCCGAGGCAGCAUACUUAUGCUAAAAAUGCAAAACAACAUUUGUGCCUUCGCUAAGAUAAUUUCUCUGGUCCACACACUGCAAAUUAAUUUUUCUUUACCUUGACUCUCAGAACAUAAUUCAUAUAUCACAACCCUCCUCCAAUUUGGAUUUUUAAUAAGCCAAUGUUUUAAAUGCAUUGGGCAUAAUUAGGAGACGGGCCUAGAAAGACUUUAAAUUCUCAUGU
Messenger RNA from Orcinus orca (killer whale), 4514 nucleotides. It is a transcript of the gene GPHB5, whose product is annotated as glycoprotein hormone subunit beta 5. The transcript is spliced from 2 exons. Gene Ontology annotation, cellular component: extracellular region; cytoplasm. The record is from RefSeq and is a predicted model, not a curated record. NCBI's taxonomy places the organism in Eukaryota, Metazoa, Chordata, Mammalia, Artiodactyla, Delphinidae. Gene Ontology annotation, molecular function: hormone activity. Gene Ontology annotation, biological process: regulation of thyroid hormone receptor signaling pathway; G protein-coupled receptor signaling pathway. Bases 3679 to 4128 code for a protein of 149 amino acids.